AUGGACUCACCUCAACAAAUCAUCCAACCUCUAGCGGGAAGCUCCCCCUCCGCUGCUGUCCUCGAGAAGGCCACGGAUCUCGCCAAGAGUGUGCCUGGCACUUCGUCUCUCGUCAAGAACCUGCCUGGGAUCCCUCGUACUGACCCUGCCAAGGAAAAGCGCUCUUCCACCUCAUUUGACCAGAAGGCGUUGGACCACAAGAUCCACGCCCAGCGCACUACGAUGGAGGGCGAAAUGGGCGCCAUCAUGUAUGCGGUCACGUUCUGCAACGAGGCUCUGCAUACCAUGGGUCCCCGCAUUGUGUCAAACGUUCGCUUCGGCACUUGUGCGGAGAACAUCCGUUUGAUCCCUCUGGUGCCCCCCGAAGAGAAGUGA
Molecule: messenger RNA, 375 nt
Organism: Linnemannia hyalina
Lineage: Eukaryota; Fungi; Mortierellomycota; Mortierellomycetes; Mortierellales; Mortierellaceae
Source: the annotation of a GenBank genome assembly